AUGGACCUGCCAGACUUCCCAAACGGACGGUCACCGCAGAGAGAGCUCCAACUCCAAGGUCCACGGCCGGCACCUUUCAAAGUAAGUAAAGACUCACACAAGAUCAGAAAACCUCCUGUGGCACCACCACAACAGCCUCAACCACAAGCUCAACACCGGUCACCAGUGAUAAUCUACACAGUCUCUCCCAAGGUAAUUCACACCAAACCUAGUGAGUUCAUGACAUUGGUGCAACGUCUCACCGGCCCAUCUCCGGAUUUGUCUUCAGCUUCGGCCACUUCAUCGUCUUAUUUUCAAGAUAAUAAUGGUGCAAUUUCGCCGGCGGCUCGGUUUGCUUCCACAGAAAAAACUAAGUCGCCACAAGGGACGAGACCACAAAAUGGUGAUAUGGGCAGGUUUAAAGGACAGAGAUAA
Molecule: messenger RNA, 414 nt
Organism: Ilex paraguariensis (yerba mate)
Lineage: Eukaryota; Viridiplantae; Streptophyta; Magnoliopsida; Aquifoliales; Aquifoliaceae
Source: the annotation of a GenBank genome assembly